Daldinia loculata is the source of this 1839-nucleotide messenger RNA. RefSeq names its product Arginase/deacetylase. Gene Ontology annotation, molecular function: metal ion binding; agmatinase activity. Bases 242 to 1432 code for a protein of 396 amino acids. The record is from RefSeq and is a predicted model, not a curated record. The transcript has 3 exons. NCBI's taxonomy places the organism in Eukaryota, Fungi, Ascomycota, Sordariomycetes, Xylariales, Hypoxylaceae.
GGCCACUUAUCUACUCCGCUCCGGUGUGGGAUCGCAGAAGGCGAGAUAGUAGAAUAUCUAUAGAGUAAUGUCUAUCUUGGUAUCUAUCUAGAGAUAAACAUUGAUGCUGGAGAGAUUAUAAUACUGGAUUUUCCUUUGCGUCUUCUAGAUUUGAAAGUGUUUGCUUACGGCCUACAUUUGCAUUGCGUUUACGUCUAAUUUGUUGUUGUUGAUAAGUCCCGUAUAGAGGGAGCCAGACGUAAUGAGAUCGAAGGACCUUAUCUGUCUUGCCCUAAGUUGCUUCUCGGCACUCGUCCAAGCUUGCGGCGGACAUGACCAUCAGGUUAGAGAAUGGACUCAAGAGGAACUUGACGAAUUAGAAAAGAAAUGGGGGGCGGAGUGGGGGUUCUCGGGGAUUUCCACGUUCGCUCACCUGGAAUAUCACAAGUGUCUAACGACGCCGAGCGAGCUCUUCGACAUCGCCAUCAUCGGCGCUCCCUUUGAUACCGCGGUGAGCUACCGGCCUGGAGCGCGCUUCGGCCCCCGCGCCAUCCGCGCAGCCUCGGCGCGGCAGACCUCCUUCCGAGGCUUCAACCCCCGCGCCGGAAUCAACCCCUACGCGAGCUGGGCGCGGAUCUUGGACUGCGGAGACAUCCCCGUAGUCCCGGUAGACAACGCGGUGGCGGUGAAGCAGAUGACAGCUGCGUUCACGGAGCUCGGGGCGCGCGCCCCGUCUUCACCCUCCCUGCACCCGCGCCCUAAGCUCGUCACGCUGGGCGGCGAUCACAGCCUAUCCCUACCGGCGCUGCGAGCGGCGUUCGCAGCCCACGGCCCGCUGCGCGUGCUCCAUUUCGACGCGCACCUGGAUACCUGGCACCCGGCCAAAUACCCCAGCUACUGGGCCUCGGAGCAGUCGCGCUUCACGCACGGCUCCAUGUUUUACUUGGCUGGGGAAGAGGGACUGAUAGCGAACGGGACGGGGUCCGCAAGUGUGCAUGCUGGGUUGCGGACACGGCUGUCUGGCUUGGAAGACUACGAAGACGACGAUGCGCAGAACUGGGUGCGUAUUAGUGCGGAUGAUGUCGAUGAGCUGGGGACGAAGGGGAUUGUAGAGAGUAUCAUGGGCACGCUGGGGACGGAGGACCCGGUUUACUUAUCGGUUGAUAUCGACGUGUUAGAUCCGGCGUUUGCGCCAGGGACGGGGACGCCGGAGCCGGGAGGGUGGACUACGCGGGAACUGAUCCGGAUACUGAGGGGGAUUGAGGGGUUGAAUCUUGUAGGCGCGGAUGUGGUGGAGGUUGCGCCGGCAUAUCAGGGGGUUGGGGAGGAGACGGCGCUGGCGGCGGCGCAGGUUGUGUUUGAGAUACUGAGUAGUAUGGUUAAGAGGGGGUUGAAGGAGAUGGGGAAGACGGGGGCGAGUGGGGAGGGGAAUGGCGAUAGGGAUGAGUUAUAGACGUAGGGGAUAUCUAUACGGAGUAGCUCCGUUUCGAGCGCGGGUAGAGAUACUUGAGGUAUUAGGCGGGAAUAGCUACUGGGUUUGGAGUUAUGUUUGGUGAAGAGUUUGAGCUAGAUGUUACGGUGGGAUGACUAACUCGGUGACAAUAUGAUGGAGUUGUUGCGUGAAGAUUCUGAGUAUAAAAGCAACACUAAUUUUCUACGGUGUAGUCUUCAGACUAGAUAUCCGAUGAAACUAUUUUCACGAACAGAUUCAAGAAGAGCAUUGUUAUCCGGGCUAUGCUCCAAUUGAUAGCCGGGCUAUGUUUCAUUUUUUUGAGAUCACGUGAUGCGCCCCCCGCAUCCUUCGGCCAAUCAAUUCACACCAUUUCAACCUUUGAACUUAUACACAUACCUUUACAUACA